GUAAUAUCAAACGUCAUAACAACUACACUAUACCAGUCUCUUGAAAUAUAUAUUUAUCUAUUGUUUUCGAUGGAUGGAUUAAUAAAUGUUAGCUUUGGCUCAUCAGAAUUAUAAAAGCUUUGAAACUUGUAGUAAACACACGCAUCUAUUUCGUUUUCAAAAAGUUUACUCUUGUUAAUGUCAAGUCUAUUCGCUGAUAGUGAAUCUAUUACUUAAUUUAAAUUAUAAAAGUGUGUGAUAAAAAAUCUCACGAGCCAGUUUAAUAAGAAAACAAUAAUUCGCUAAUAAAAGUGUGACAUUAAUUAAUAAAAUAUGAAAAUUGUAAAACUUGAGAGCAACGAUGGUGUACUGUUUGAAGUUGAAGAGAGAGUGGCAAAGUUUUCAACCACGAUAAAAAUAAUUCUUGAGGAUCUUAAACAAGUAGAUGAAAAUGACGAUGUGAUUCCACUGCCACUUGUUAAUUCGGCGAUUCUGAAAAAAAUAAUCGAGUGGGCCGAAUAUCACAAAGAUGAUCCACCACCAAUUGAGCAAGUUCGUAGUAUUGAGGAAAGUACUGACGAGACCUGCGAAUGGGACAAAAAAUUCGUUGACAUUGAUCAGCCCACACUCUUCGAUAUCAUUCGAGCCGCCAACUACCUCCACAUUGAGGCUCUUCUGAAAUUAACUUGCAAAACAGUCGCGAAUAUGAUUAGAAGAAAAUCACCAACUCAAAUACGAAAAAAUUUUAAUCUUCCAACUCGAAACCCUGCUCCUGCUGAUGAUGACACCAGCACUAAUAACCCAGAACCUGGGUGCUCCAAAAACAAUUAA
This is a messenger RNA of Microplitis demolitor, 810 nucleotides long. Its product is annotated as S-phase kinase-associated protein 1-like. The transcript has a single exon. Gene Ontology annotation, molecular function: cullin family protein binding. Gene Ontology annotation, cellular component: cytoplasm; nucleus. The coding region runs from base 313 to 810 and encodes 165 amino acids. Lineage: Eukaryota; Metazoa; Arthropoda; Insecta; Hymenoptera; Braconidae. Gene Ontology annotation, biological process: SCF-dependent proteasomal ubiquitin-dependent protein catabolic process. The record is from RefSeq and is a predicted model, not a curated record.